Molecule: messenger RNA, 722 nt
Organism: Aureobasidium pullulans EXF-150
Lineage: Eukaryota; Fungi; Ascomycota; Dothideomycetes; Dothideales; Saccotheciaceae
Exons: 1
Coding region: 74-649 (191 amino acids)
Biological process (GO): nucleolar large rRNA transcription by RNA polymerase I
Cellular component (GO): RNA polymerase I upstream activating factor complex
Molecular function (GO): RNA polymerase I cis-regulatory region sequence-specific DNA binding
Source: RefSeq, a predicted model, not a curated record
CCUACCAAAUCUUGAACAUCAACAAGGCAAACUUCAAACAGAACUCGCUACUUUAGAAACCAACACUUCAGGCAUGGAUAUCAGGACAGAUCGCCUGGAGCGUUACAAGCACCCUGAAGAUGUCGUCGAGCCUGAAAUUGCUGCUCGCAAACGCCGCAAAAUCACCGUCUAUGAAGCCGUCGCAGGCAAAGCUGGCUAUGAAAGUCUCCUGCCAAGUGAGAAGAGAACUGCCACCAAAUAUCGAGACACCCAGACAAACUCACUCCAAUCUGUCCCGCCCGAUGAGGUUUUGUUCCGUCGACAAGGAGCACCAGAACGAUAUGAAGAAACCGACGUUUACAAGGCUCCCCACACAGACAUUCCUCUACCAGAUUCUGACCUGCUCAAAUUUAUCCAUCGAUAUGCAUCGGAACUCUACUCAAAAGCAACACCCGAUAAAGGGCAGCUAGACCUUCAAUCACUGGACGAGACAGCUCUGCUUGCUCUAGGUAUACUGCUCGAAGAGACUGCUGCUCUCCAUCUUGGAGAGACCGGCCAUUCUGCUUUCAUCGAAGAUGAGAAUGAGGACAUCAUGACGGGCAAGCGGGAAUACUGGAAUGGGGAGAAAUGGGUUCGCAGUGUCAUCGAAAAGAAGCCGGCUGGCACAUGAUGGACGUUGGUUUCAGCUCCGUCCUUCCCACGGUUAAGAUUCACCUUCCCACACAAUACAUGUGACAAAUACC